ACAAGAGAUAUUUUAAAUAUUUAUAAAUUAUACAACUAAUAUUUAUCAGUAUAAAACUGAUAGAUGUUAGCUGAAUCAUUAUUAUUUUACUUUAGAGUCAAUAGAAAAACUUGAAAGAAACCAUGUCUGUUUUCAUUUAUACCAUAUCUACAUAUAAACAAUCAACAUGUAUGUGAUGCUGUUAUUUAGUCUAAAACACUAAAUACUUUAAUGUAAAACUGCAAAUAACUAGUUAUCACCAAAUAUCCAGUGUUUUUUAAAGUUAGAGAUGGCUUUUUCAAACCUUCAAAAGUGUAAUUAAAGUUAGCAAAGCAACAAAACAAAACAUUGUUAUUAAGUGAUAUCAAUUUUAAUAAAGUAUUGCAUAGUUGAUGAUAUUUCAGUUGUGGAACAAUAUAAACAUGCCCUCAGAGUUUCAAAAAUUAGAAAACCAUUUACAAAAAUGUUUGAUACAAUGUUUUUAUCAUGUUUUAUACUUGUAAAGUUACUUUCCAGCUACUAUUGCUAAGUAAGGUCGCAUCAAGUUGUCAAAAUAAACACCCAAAAGUAACCAGAUCAAAUAUCAAUUUGUCUUUUAGAAGAGUUUUAUUUAGAAUAUCAUGAAUUCAAUAAAUUUAACAAGUUCAUAGAAAGCAAUACAAAUUUUAUUAUUUCUUUAUAGCGAUAUUUCUCUUCGUCGUUAAUGUUCUGCGUGUUUUUGAUUCCCUUUUAUAAUUUUUACACCUUCAAACAUUUUAAAUAUAAUAAUAUCAUUGAAAUAUGUGACUUGGUCGAGUAGAUAUAAACGAAGUAAAAAGGUACAUCUUCAAGCGCAAUCACUGUAUUUUCGGUAUUCUGGGGCUUUCCAAUAUGGCGGCCGUACAAAAUAUUGGCUUCACUUUUGAUAUUAGAGAUGCGCUAUCCAGUUAUUAUAGAGAUCAGUGAUAUAAACUCGCAUAAUAAUAUUAUAUAGUAAAAAUGGCUUUCGUGUUUACUUGUUUAGAUUCUUUUUCGUCAUUUUUUAUCCUAAAAGAAAACAUAAAAAAAUACGAAGAUAGCAAUUUUACUAAAUUGUGGAUUAGAGAUGCCAGAACUAUCGAGAGUGCUAGAAAAUCUAUUCCUAAAAAAGCUGCUGAUAUGGCACCUCAAAUUAAAUACUAUUUCAUCAAGUAUUGUUGUAUCCAUGGUGGUCAAAAAUUUAAAUAUAGUGGCGAGGGAAAACGUAAAUCUUCAACUUUUAAAAAAGACUGUCCUUUCUACCUGCAUUUUAAAGCAUCAGAAGAUGGACAAUCAUUAGUUUUGCAAGAUAUGGAUAAUAAUCACAAUCAUGAAGUUUCUGAAAUUCUCUAUAAGCACCUGCCUAAUCAACGAAAGCUUCCAGAUUAUGCUAUUCAUAAAGCUAAAGAGUUAAUGAAUUUAAAGCCAAACAAAAAGCUGCUGCAAAAAGAAUUAAUUAGUUCCACAGGCAAAGUUAUAACUCUUAGAGAUAUAUCAAAUAUUGCUGCUUCUUCUCACAAAAAUGAUAGUCGGAAUGAUAUCACAUCAUUUGUGACAACUUUAAAAGAAAAAUAUAAUGCACAUGUUGAAGUUUCAACAGAUCCAGAAGGGAUUUUAAAAGGAAUUUUUUUUCAAGAUCUCGACAUGCAUAAUGCAUUCAAUGCAUAUCCUGAGUUUAUAUGUAUGGAUGCAACAUAUAAGCUAUUAGAAACUCGAAUGCCUGUCUAUAUAAUAAUUUGUGGAGAUAGUGCUGGUUAAUAUAUUGCUUUAUGUAUUUUGUGUUUGGUUACAAAAUGACUUUAAAUAUAUUUUGCAAAAUUGUUAAUUUUUUUUUUCUGAAAUAAAUUAGUGUAUUUGUAUUUCGUAUGUAUAUUACCUUUUUAGA
Messenger RNA from Hydra vulgaris (swiftwater hydra), 1861 nucleotides. RefSeq lists its product as uncharacterized. Lineage: Eukaryota; Metazoa; Cnidaria; Hydrozoa; Anthoathecata; Hydridae. The record is from RefSeq and is a predicted model, not a curated record.